AUGUCCAGGCCGCUUGAGCCUCCCGUGACUAAAGCCACACUAAGCGAGCUCGACGUAACCAAAAUCAUUCACAACCCUAAGCUUCGCCACGAUAUUAAUUACGAUCCCGAUCUGCAUUUCCGUCCUAACCUAGAGGGAGAAAAGGGAAGGAGGAAGCAAGAGCGCGCUAACCUGUUCUGGAAUGCUCUCCUAGAGCAGCUCAACGAGUUCGUCAUGGACCGGCCUAGUUUCGAGGCGAAGCACGGAAAGGGUGACGAUUGGUGCCUUCCGGCCCUUCUCAGAGCUGUUAAAGAGAUUAUCCAAACCUUGGUGCCCCAGCGUGACCGGGUAUAUCUUGACGAGGGCCUAAAUGUGGACCUGCUCAUGCAACAGUUCAACAUGGGUGUUGCCGAUUUAGAGAAACUAGCCCUUUGGCUUUCCAAAGUUUUGAAAUCUCAUUGCGCACCGAUGCGCGACGAAUGGGUUGACGAGAUGUACAACGAACUCAGCAACGGUAACCGGAACAAUGACAUGGGCGAGCUCGUCAAAGGCAUGAGGAGUUUGCUAAGCGUCUUGGAGGCUAUGAAGUUGGAUGUCGCAAACCACCAGAUAAGAUGUCUCCGUCCGGCGCUGAUUGAGGACACGGUCAACUUUGAACAGCGCUUUUUCGCGAAAAAUGGCGGCCGGCAAAGUCGAAACCGACUCUGCCAAGAUUUGAAGACCCUGCCAAACACUUUUCUCUUUGACGAAGAGCGCAUCAUGAAGCUUCGAUCUGACAUGAUGGACGCUAUCAACUUGGACAUCUGCAUGAAGGCGUUUGAGGAAAUGGAGUCGGGAUACGGCGCUCUUUUCCUGUCUUCGGCCUUGCAGGGGUUGACGGACCAGAUGAGGCCGGGCUCUCCCGACUCCGUCUUUAGUGGAUGUGCGUCAACCUGCUCGUCGCGCCCUUCUAGCCUCGUCUUCAGCACCGCCGGCUCCGCAAGCUCCUCUCCGCGCACCUCUCUUGUGCUUCCCACGCCGACGGCCGCAGACAACGCUCGCUCCAGGGCCAAGGCGAACGAGCUCUAUAGCUCGCUUGUCUCCCUCUUGCAGACGGCCCCAUCCACCGCUAAGCCGGCCGCCCGCUGGAAGGCUAUUGCUCCGUCGAUGGCUCUGCAAGUUUUCCGUUACACGAACGCCCCGCAGCACGCUCUACCGGUACUCGAGGCAAAUAUUGCUUCUCUGAUCAAUGAUGUCCACGGCGCCAAAUACAGGGAAGUGGAGGAGAAAUUCCUCGGCAGGCUUUCUAAUGAGCUCGCCUCGCGUGUUAAGCAGUUCCGGGGCUUGUCCGGUGUUAGCUUGUUCGGCAUCGCAUCUGGCAGCCGGCCCAAUAACUCGUAUGGCUAUCAAGAGCGUGACCGGGAGGAAAGCUCUCGGGAAACCCGAGAGGACGGGAGCCUUGAAGACAUUGCGGUCCGCCUCGCGCAUCUCGGAAUCAUCCACUGGAGGGUCUGGUCAAGCCUGGUGUACUCGGAGGAUGUCGAGAUGACAACGGAACCCGACCAGAUUUGA
This is a messenger RNA of Parascedosporium putredinis, 1530 nucleotides long. The record is from the annotation of a GenBank genome assembly. Lineage: Eukaryota; Fungi; Ascomycota; Sordariomycetes; Microascales; Microascaceae.